UAUGCAACUUGCCUGAGCCGUCCAGCUAGUAAAUGAUGGGCCUGAGAUCUGGAACCAUCUCUCAUACUGUGCAUAUGGCACCUGAUGGAUUUUCUCACCGGGACCUUGCUGGGUGUCCCAAAUGAGCUUCCUCCUUCAAGAUCACCCUCACCAGGCUUUUGAGCAUCUCAAACAAGGAAUUUUGUCCCUCACAACCUCCAACACAUUCAUGCUGCCCUUUCCCAGACACAGGUCCUGGACAUGGUGAACUAAAUCUACAUAUAAGGCUAAUACCCUGCUAAACAAGAAAAUACUUUUGUUUUUGUUGUGUGCCAAUUCUGUUGGUGGUCGUUGAACAAUGUUCUCAAACUCAGCACCUCACCUUGGAAUGCCUUCCAGACCCUCAAAUCUUUCUUUCAAAGUAAAAUACAAAAGCAACAACUGCCCUUAGGGGGCACUGGGCAGAAAGGGUGGUGAACCCCCGCUCCACCCCCAAAGGGAGAGGGACGGUUGCCCUCCCCUCUCCCCUUUCCCCCUAGCCGAAAGGUCAAGAGUCCUGUGGUUGCGGUUGGAAGCGCCCCACCUGAUAAUCACCAAAAUCCCUGCAGCCUGCAGGGCGGUGGAUGGCUCGACACUGUCUGGCAAGGACUUUAGCGACUGUGCCCCUUCUGUGGCCUUGGCCUCUGUGACAGUCAGGCCUGGCAGCUGCCCCAGCACCUCCCUCGGCUGGAGCCCGUUUUCCUCACGUGCGUUUCCUCCAAACUUCAUCAUGUCAGUUUCAAAUGGCGCUGUGAAGACGCCCCACAAGAAAGCCAGGACAUCUCCAUACCCUGGCUCUAAAGUGGAGUGAAGCCAGGUCCCCGAUGAGAAAGUGAGCUGGCAGGUUGAGUGGCCAGAGUACCAGCCUGUGGCGUACACUUCUGACUCCAUCUUGACCGGACCCAAGUGGGCAGACCCCCUGGUGGGUGAAAGGAACUUCUCUCCUAAAUUUAAUGAAAAAGAUGGGCAGGUGGAGAGAAGGAGCCAGAAUGGCUGGUAUAAGGUUAAAAAUGGGAGACCUAGAAAUCCUGCAGGUCGGACAGGGCUGGUUGGGCAAGGGCUUCUGGGGCCUUGGGGUCCCAAUCAUGCUGCAGAUCCCAUCUUAACCAGGUGGAAAAAGGAUGGCAAGGGCAAUAAAGUUACCCACCCUGUUUCUGGGAGAAACAUCCUGCAAUUUGUAGCCAUCAAAAGGAAAGACUGUGGGGACUGGGCUAUCCCAUGGGGAAUGGUGGAUCCAGGAGAGAAGAUUAGCACUACAUUGAAAAGAGAAUUUGGUGAGGAAGCCAUGAACUCCUUACAGAAACCCAGAGCAGAAAUACAGGCAUUGGAGAAACAACUGCGCAAACUAUUCAGCCAGGAACACUUUGCGGUCUAUAAAGGCUAUGUGGACGAUCCCCGGAACAUGGAUAAUGCGUGGAUAGAGACAGAGGCUGUGAACUACCACGAUGAAACUGGCAAGGUAAUGGACCAUCUUCCUCCGGAAGCGGGCGAUGAUGCCAAGGAGGUGAGAUGGGUGGACAUUAAUGAUAAGCUCAAGCUUUAUGCCAGCCACUCCCAAUUUAUUCGAAGUGUGGCUGAGAAACGAGGUGCCCACUGGAGGGAAGACGUGUACCCCGACUGCCAUGGCUAGUGGCGUGGAGUCUCCUGUAAGCCAGAGGUCUUCACAUGUAUGCAGGUGAACAGGAAGCAAACAGCCCAGAACUCCCACUGAGCAGGACAGGGAGGGUCACUUCUUUUGGUGAAAUUAUUUCUAAAACUGCUCACAGUAUAUAU
Phacochoerus africanus (Common warthog) is the source of this 1791-nucleotide messenger RNA. Its product is annotated as ADP-ribose pyrophosphatase, mitochondrial-like. The transcript has a single exon. The record is from RefSeq and is a predicted model, not a curated record. Gene Ontology annotation, molecular function: ADP-ribose diphosphatase activity. Lineage: Eukaryota; Metazoa; Chordata; Mammalia; Artiodactyla; Suidae. Bases 1244 to 1648 code for a protein of 134 amino acids. Gene Ontology annotation, cellular component: mitochondrion.